Pyricularia grisea is the source of this 4687-nucleotide messenger RNA. RefSeq lists its product as uncharacterized. NCBI's taxonomy places the organism in Eukaryota, Fungi, Ascomycota, Sordariomycetes, Magnaporthales, Pyriculariaceae. The transcript is spliced from 3 exons. Gene Ontology annotation, molecular function: protein binding; mRNA binding. Gene Ontology annotation, cellular component: cytoplasm. The record is from RefSeq and is a predicted model, not a curated record. Bases 135 to 4070 code for a protein of 1311 amino acids. Gene Ontology annotation, biological process: intracellular distribution of mitochondria.
UUUUUUUUUUUUUUUUUUUCACCCCCUCCCCCCUACUGGGAAAAAACUCUUUCUUUACCAGCAACGCACUUUGCUUGUGACGACGUUCCUUGACGGUCUUUGUACCGGGCUAUACCCUUCAAAUAAUCUUCACCAUGGCUGAAAAGACGAACGGUGCUGCUGCACCUAACGGAGCUGCCGAUGCGCCCAAGUCGACUCCCGAACAGGCACAGGAUGUCGCUAAUGUUCCCGUCACCGACGAAAAUGGCGAGCAGAUUCCAGAGGACACCGUUCUUUCUCUGACCAUAGUGCUCCCUCAAAACUCCGAGAAGAUACCCAUUGCCGUCUCCCCCCACGAGCAGGUCCAUGAAGUCAGACAGUCCAUUAUUGAGAUGCCCAACGCCUUGCAAUACUCGUGCUUUCAUUUGGAACACAAGGGCGAGCGCAUCAACGACUUUGCUCAAAUAUCCGAGAUCAAGGACAUUGCAGACGGUGACGAGAUUCAUCUUGUCGAGGACCCCUACACUGAGAAGGAGGCGCGGAUUCACCUGAUUAGGGUUCGUGAGUUGAUCGGCGCCGCCGGAGACCGGACUGAUUCUGUCCAGGGCAUCCUCCCAGGCCUCUCGGUAUAUGACACUGUCGCUGCUGAAGCUCGUAAUGCUACUACGGUAGGAGAAUACGACUUCAAUGCCGGGCCGAAUGUCAAGGCUCUUCUGCCAAAGGAGAACGAUCCUCAGCCCAAGACUGUGAAGGCAAUUCAGGUUUCGCCAUGGAACCCCCCGCCAGCACAUUUUAGGCAGAAGGGUCACUUGAUUUAUCUCAUAAUCACGACCAACGAAGGCGAGCAGUUCCAGAUCACUGGGCAUGUUGGUGGAUUCUUCGUCAACAAAUCUUCAAACAGCAAAUUCGACCCGUUACCUCGUGCGGGUCCCAAGGCCUACGCUGCACACUCGCUCCUGACCCUGAUAGAGCAACUAUCGCCCGCAUUCUCCAAGGCCUUUACCGAGCUUCAGGAGUACACCAACCAAAGGGAACCCCUUUCCACAUUCCAAAUCACCAAUGCCAUCCCUGCUGCUCCUUGGCUGGUCCCAUCUGCCAACUCAGCUGCCUGCACACAUACCCCCGAUAUCACCAGAACUCAGGAGUCUUUCCUCGUUUCUGGUGUAGAGAACACCGACACCUUGAGGGAUUGGAACGAGGAGUUCCAGUCCGCUAAAGAGUUGCCCAAGGAUGGUGUGCAGGAUCGUGUCUUCAGGGAGCGUUUGAUCUCCAAGCUGUUCGCGGACUACAACGACGCUGCUGCUCGGGGCGCCGUGCUCGUUGCACGUGGCGAGGUUGCACCCCUGAACCCGACCGAGGGCAAGGACGCACAGAUCUUUGUUUACAACAACGUAUUCUUCUCGUUCGGCGCAGACGGUGUCGGUACUUUCACGUCGGAGGGUGGCGAUGAAGCAGCGCGGGUCGCUACCGCCAAGGAUGUUUCUGGUGUCAAAUUGGUGAACCAGCUGGACAUUGAUGGCCUGUACACCCCCGGAACCGUGGUUGUUGACUACCUCGGAAAGCGUAUUGUUGGCCAGAGCAUUGUUCCCGGCAUCUUCAAGCAGAGGGAGCCUGGUGAGAACCAGAUCGACUACGGCGCAGUUGACGGCAAGGACGUCGUUGCAACCGAUGAGCGGUUUGUUCCUCAGUUCCAGAAGCUUUCAAAGGCCUUGAAGGUGAAGCCGCAUGCCGUCUGGGAUAAGGAGGGCAAGCGCCAUGACCUUGAGGGAUCCGUUGAGACCAAGGGUCUUGUCGGAACCGAUGGUCGCAAGUACGUCCUUGACCUUUACCGCAUCACACCGCUGGAUGUAUCAUGGCAGGAGGAGGUUGAGGCCGAUUCAGAUGCUCCCGAAUACCCUCAUCGCAUGACCGUGCUGCGUCCCGAGCUGGUUGAACUUUUCGUAAGACAAAAGAUGCGGGAGUGGGUCUCUUCGGAGGUGGCCAAGCGUGGUCAGGCUAAGAAGGACCAACCUGCGGUGGAGGAGAAGAAGGAGACCAAGGCUGAGUCCGAGGAAGACAGCGACAGCAGCAGUGAGGAGGAGAGCAGCAGCGACGAAAGUAGCAGCGAGGAGAGCAGCAGUGACGAGGAUGAGGAAGAGGAGAAGAAGCCUAAAAAGAAGUCAGUGCCGAAGAAGGUGGUGAAGAAGGAGGAAGUAAAGGAGGAGAAGAAGGAUGAGAAGGAGGCAAACAGCGAUAGGAUCGAUGUUUCCGACUUCUCAUUCACCCUCAACCCCGAUGUCUUCAGUGGACAGGUCCCCCAGACCGAGGCCGAGAAGGAGGCCAUGGCUGCUGAUGAGAAGGACGUCCGCGACGCCUGUGAGUAUCUGCGCAAGACUGCCAUUCCGGAUCUUCUCAACGACCUUAAGGAGUCCGAGAUCAGCUUCCCCAUGGAUGGCCAGUCUCUGAGCCGACUGCUCCAUAAGCGUGGUAUCAACCUGAGGUACCUGGGCAAGGUUGCCACUGCCGCCGACGGACCUCGUCUGCAGUGCCUGAAGGAAGUCAGCGUACGCGAGAUGAUCGCAAGAGGUUUCAAGCACGUUGCUGCCACGCACCUGCGCUACCUGCCUCUUCCCCUUACUUCAUCGUGCAUCUCACAUCUCCUCAACUGCCUGCUUGGUACCGCAUUCAACGCCAAACCCACAGCAGAGAUUGACCCGUCGAUCAGGUCGCUGUAUGACGAUGCAGAUGUGGCGUUUGAGAAUGUCACUCCUGAAAGCCUUAGGACCGCCAUCCAGGAGGAGGUUGCCCGCCGCUUCCGCUACACCCUUGCUUCUGACUGGUACAACAACCUUCCCCAUCUGCACAUGUUGCGUGAGGUCUGCCUGAAGCUGGGUAUUCAGAUGCAGCACAAGGAGUUCCUCUUCACCUCCGAUGGUGCUGCUAGCCAGCCCGCUGCCGUCCCGGUCACCAACGGCAAUGGCAACGCCCCUACUGAGGGUAGCAAGAAGAACAAGAAGAAGAAGAAGGCCGCCCGGGAUACCUCUCCCGACUCGGUCACUUCUUCAUCGAGCGUCCCGCACACUUUCGUCCCAGACGACAUUAUCAACGUCGUUCCCAUCGUCAAGGACUCGUCUCCUCGUAGCGUCCUGGCUGAGGAGGCGCUCGAGGCUGGUAGGAUCUCGAUCCUCCAGAACCAGAGGAAGAUUGGCCAGGAGCUUCUGCUGGAGUCUUUGUCCCUGCACGAGCAAAUCUACGGGAUCUUGCACCCUGAGGUUGCACGCGUUUACCACUCGCUCGCCAUGCUGUACUUCCAGCUGGAGGAGAAGGAUGCCGCCGUUGAGCUCGCUCGCAAGGCUGUCAUCGUAGCCGAGCGAACUAUCGGUGUCGACUCUCAGGAAACGCUGUUGGAUUACCUCAACCUGAGCUUGUUCCUUUACCAGCUGGGCGACAGCAAGCAUGCGCUCGAGUUCACCAAGCAUGCGCUGAACAUGUGGAAGAUCAUCUAUGGCCCGGACCACCCUGACAUGAUCACCACUAUUAACAACGCUGCCGUGAUGCUCCAGCAACUCAAGGAGUACCACGAGUCGCGCAGGUGGUUCGAGGAGGCCCUUCGUAUCUGUGAUAUCGUCUUUGGCAGGCAGUCGGUCAACAGCGCCACGCUGCUCUUCCAGUUGGCUCAGGCCCUGGCCCUGGACCAGGAACCCAAGGCUGCCGUGGUCAAGAUGAAGGAGAGCUACAACAUCUUCUUGGCCGAGCUCGGACCCGAGGACAAGAACACCAAGGAGGCCGAGGGCUGGUUGGAGCAGCUGACCACCAACGCCGUCAGCAUCGCCAAGCACGCCAAAGACGUCGAGCAGAGGCGUCUGCGGGCCGGCAUCCGGUUCACACCCCGUGCUGGGGCUAUCGGUUCAACCUCGACUGCGGCAACCAAGGCGGCCAAGUCUGAGAUUGAGCGACCGGCGGCUGCGUCGUCGAUGGAUUCGCGCAGCAUUGACGAGCUGCUCAAGUUCAUUGAGGGUACAGACAAGCAGAAGAAGCCCGCGGCCAAGAAGCGAACUGGUCGUGCCAACCCCAAGCGCAGGGGUGCCGAGCCCGUGAGCACCAAGGCAUAAACGUUUUCUCACUCGGCAAUGGGAUUGCUUAUUCAAACUUCAUUCAACAUCUCGCACCAUCUACUACAAGAUAGCAAUCCGUUUUUUCCCCCAAUAUCUCCUCUCCCAAUCUUCUAUAUGGUAUACCGCUUUUAUUAAACUCCUUUCCCGUUUACGGAGGAGGUUUUUUUGCUGUUUCUGGGACGCCAUCUCACACCGUCCUUGGCACAUUGAUUCUCUGUAAUAAAAGUUCAUACACAUCUCCACUGCACGGUUUUCGAUAUAAACGUUAUAAAUAACAAAAAAAAUCUUGGCUGGCUGGCUGGCGGGCGGGGAUAGGCAAAACAAAAACAAAAAAGGGGCGGCUUGUGGUGCAUAUUGUACGACUAAGAGUUAUUAGAUGAGUUGGCGGGUCGCAAAGCAUCAUACGCAGCAUCGGGAAGGGGGGUUUUCGUCUGUUCUGUCAGUAUCAUGCAAUUGCAAUGAGAAGUUCGUCAUCCAGCAUCGGGGGGUUUUGUUUUUAUCAGUUUAAUGACUCUUGAUCAAAUUCUUGUUUACUAUUUUUUGAUGUAUGUUGUGCUUGUAAGCGCUUGGUUAUUGCAAUUGCUGCAUUGAUUGCGAACCAACUGAAACUGGAA